AUGUUGGGGACACUGUCGUGUCUUCCUGGGCUGUCCUUCGCCCUUCCGCUGCCGUCGCUGUAGCUUCGGUCCCUUUAAGAGGUCCGCGCCCUUGGGCCUCGCUUCCGCCAUGGCGGCUCAGCUGCUGGGGGAAGAUCUGGUGACUUGCUCCAUCUGCCUGUGCCCCUACCUGGACCCCGUGACGCUGCCUUGCGGGCACAGCUUCUGCGGGACCUGCAUCCAGGACUCGUGGCGCUGCUGCGAGAAGACAUGCCCCGAGUGUCGCCAGCCCUUCCCCGAGGGUGCCAAGCUGUGCCGCAAUGUGACGCUGAGCACCUUGCUGCAGGCGCUGCCGCGCGCGCUGCAGGCGCAGCCCCCAGCCACCCUGCGCGCGGAGCCCAGCGCCAGCCACAGCGCAAGCUGUCCGCGCCACGGGAGGCCGCUCGAGUUCUUCUGCCGCACCGAGGGCCUCUGCGUGUGCAGCGCUUGCACAGUGCACGAGUGUCGCCACCACGAGCGGGCGCUGCUGGACGUGGAGCGCCGCGGGCGUGAGGACCAGCUGAAAGCUAGAGUGGUGGUUACCCGGCAACAAGUCUCCGAGGCAGAGAGCCAGCUUCAGGAGCUGCAGCUGCAAAAAAACCAGAUCGAGAGUUCAGCCUGCACCCUGGCCUCAGCGGUCACCAGCAGAUUCAGCAGCCUGUUUCAGGCACUGGAGAAGCAGAAGGCCUUGACACUGAGGAGUAUAGAGGUAGGCAAGAAGCAGGCACUGGGCCAGGCCCUCAGUGAGACACAACGGCUCACCAGCCACCUAGAGGCCUUGUCUCAGUAUGACCGCAGUGUCCAGGACCUCCUGGGGCAAGUGGACAACUGCAUCUUCUUCCAGGAAUUACGGCACCUCUCUGAGCCUGUACAGACCCUUGGGCCACUGCCCGCUCUGCAGUGGGAUGAAGAGGAACAAUUGAACACCGUGAAUGAAUUGCUUAGUCCACUCUGUCGGCUCCUCCUCGAAGACAAGCCCUCCAGGGUGGCAGGCAAAGCUGCCCAGGCUGGCCCUGUGGAGGCCUUGGGUCCCCCGCCAGCAGUCCCCAGCACAAUGUGUCCACUGAGGAAGAAACUCUGGCAGAAUUAUCGCAAUCUGACCUUUGACCCGGACACUGCAAACCAGUACUUGUCCUUGUCCCACGAGGACCAGCAGGUGACACACCGUUUCCAGGCCCAGAGAGCAGCCGGGCCAGGCAGCUUUGAGCUGUGGCAGGUGCAGUGCACCCAGAGUUUUCAGGCUGGACAGCACUACUGGGAGGUUCGGGCUUCUGAUCACUCUGUGACGUUGGGCGUCACCUACCCAAAACUGUCACGCCGAAAGGUAGGGAACCACACGGACAACAUCGGCCGUGGACCUUGCUCCUGGGGCCUCUGCAUCCAGGAGGAUAAUAUCCAGGCUUGGCACAAUGGCAAGGUUGAGCGCCUGCAUGGGGUACCUGGACGUCUCCUGGGCGUAGAUUUGAACUUGGCCUCCGGCUGCCUCAACUUCUACAGCCUAGAGCCACAGACAGAGCGGCUGCACACCUUCUAUGCCGUUUUCAGCCAGCCUCUCUUCCCCGUAUUCUGGCUCCUUGAGGGAAGGACCCUCACUCUUUGCCAUCAGCCUGAGGCCAAGCUCCCUCCAGGGCCCAGGGAAGAGGCCUCGGCACUCAGCUGAGGGAGGCGCAGGCAGGUGCCUCCAUGCUGGUCUGCCCAAGAGUCGCUGAGCCUGUGACUUGGAGACUUAAGGCCACCAUUCUAAAGAAACAGCAGUUGGCCUCCCUGUUGGGUGAGAGGGAGGGGAGCCUCUAAAUCAAAGUUUACUUUUUGCUCUCUUUGAAGGAGACAGGGGCUGGAAAGAAAGUAAAUAGGAAGCCCCAGCCCCGGGCAAAAGCCAACUUCAUGGCAUGGCCUAGACACCUGCCUGCCUUAGUGACUGAUCUACUGCCGUGAAGAGACACCAUGGCCAAGACAAGUUUUAUAAAAGAAAGCGUUUAAAGCAUUUAACUGGGGGCUUGGUUACAGUUUUAGAGGGUUAGCUCAUGAUCACCAUGGCAGGGAGCAAGCAGGCAUGGUGCUGAGCAGUGUCUGAGAGCCUUACAUCCUGAUCCACAGGCAGUGGGCAGAGAGAGAAAGAGAGAGAGAGAGAGAGAGAGAGAGAGAAAGAGAGAGAGAGAGAGAGCCUGGCAUGGGCUUUGAAACCUCAAAAUUCAUCCCAAGUGACACACUCCUUCCACAAGACCAUGCCUCCUACUCUUUCCCAAACAGGUCCACCAGCUGGGGACCCAGGGCAGGUUGUGGAGAGCAGAUGUGGUGAUGGGUGUGGCUGCUUCAGAUGUGAGCAUCUCGAAAAAACAAAAAACAGAAACAGAGUCCUUCCUCUCUUACUGACAGCAUCCCCAGCCUGGUAUACUUGUGUUUGUUUGUUUGUUUUCUGUAACAGGAUUUCUCUGUGUAGCCCUGGCUGUCCUGAAACUCACUCUGUAGACCAGGCUGGCCUUGAACUAACAGAGAUCCUUCUGCCUCUACCUCCCGAGUGCUGAGAUUAAAGGUGUGCGCCACCACCGCCCGGCCUGGUAUAAUGUCUUCACCUGAGAUGUGCUGUGCUCUGAUCUUGGUUUAUAAGAUGCCCACUUUCGCAACUUCCUUUCUCUUGUAAUUCCUUAAGCAUCUGUCUGUUUUUUAUAUGCUCAUGGGUGAACACUGGACAAUAAAAGAUUC
Messenger RNA from Phodopus roborovskii (desert hamster), 2721 nucleotides. It is a transcript of the gene Trim65, whose product is annotated as tripartite motif containing 65. Gene Ontology annotation, biological process: positive regulation of autophagy. Lineage: Eukaryota; Metazoa; Chordata; Mammalia; Rodentia; Cricetidae. Gene Ontology annotation, molecular function: zinc ion binding; protein binding. The transcript is spliced from 6 exons. The record is from RefSeq and is a predicted model, not a curated record. The coding region runs from base 110 to 1678 and encodes 522 amino acids.